CAUAACUCACCACUUCGCGUAUUUUUAAUUUUUGCGCAUUUUUAAUUUUGCGCAUUUUGUACGCCAUAUAGGUUGAGUACUACUUACUUUAACCACGUUAGCGUUCUAGCAAAUAUACCGUAAUCCGCGCUUAAUACAAAACAUGGUGUUCUUUUCCUCGGAGACCUUGUCGAUUUCGCUGUUCUCGCAUUCCCUGUAGUGCACUUUUGUUAUCGCAGCCAACCUGCGCUGUCGUCAUGUCUUGCGGAAUCUACCAACCAAGCAGCGUCGAUGUCCUGGACCCCUGCGGACUGGUACGCCAUGGACGCGUGGUAGAUGUGUCUCAUCACGGGUUCUUCGUGGACUUUCUCUGCCCCAGCCAACGACGCCAGUUCUUUCCAUAUGGCAGCGACGUUUUUCUUACAGAAGGGUCAAGGUGGUUAUGCAAAGAAGACACCACCCUAACAUUUAAUACAGUCGGCGAAAUUGUCCCUGUGGAGGUCCUGAUGCGCGAAACACCCACUUCACCAUGGACGUGGUUUCCUGGGGAAAUGAUCGGCCUUGCAAGUGAUCGAUUAUUGCCUGACUCGUGUAAUAUAGCUGUAAUCCAUUGGGGGACUGAUUUAACUCGCGCUGAUAUCGUCCCAAUCGAGCGAAUUCGCUGGAGAGUGCCGAGUGGCUGGUGGACAGCUGUGGAAUUGUCGCCUUUACCAGAAAUUCCUUGGUUUGGCACCGUGGAUGAUCCCAGUCGCCGGGGCAGUCUGCCGCAGCGCGUUACUGAAGGCACGUUCAAAAAGUACACCGUGCCGUUCCCGAAAGAAUUUUGUCACUUCUCUGGGGUGGAAUUACGUCGCUUGUUGAGUGGUGGUUGGGGUUUGGACGUGUUGAGCGACUGGCCGAUUUCGUUGGUGGAUAUCGAGGGUGAACGUUUGCGGUACAUCGAGUGCAUGCAUCAGCCUGUCUGUGAUCACGAAUCGAAGAUUCGCGAAUUUUUAUUUCGGUUGGGUACAAACCUACCACGAAAUAUUCCAUGGAAUUUUGCAUCCUCUUUGGAUUUGGAUGACGCGAAUGAUUUCAAGUGGAUGCCUAUGGAGUUAUGGUUGGAAGCGUUCUCCCAGCUGGAUACACUGACGCAGACCAUGCUGCGUGCCGUCUGCUCGGCGUGGAACGACACCAUGGACUCGCUUAAGCUGGCGUCCAACCUUAUAAUUAAACUCUCCGAGAACAACAACCUGGAAAACUACGAUCUGAUCGUUUACUCCAUGAUAGCCCCUAUCUUUGCUCGGUUGACGACAUCCACAAAACGCAUCAUUGUGGUUAAUCGAUGGGAGUGUUACGGGAGCGGUGAUAAUUUUGAUGCUUUAAAGGUGCUGGACAUGAUUCACUAUGUGGCAGCCCGCAAUCCGCUCAUCCAGCUGGCGUCAGUGAAUUUCGUGCGCUUUCGUCUGGACCUGCAGGUUGCUGGGUACUGUCAUACUGACCAGUGUAAACUGCAUCAGAUCAACCCUGCAGACAUCGUUCUCUACGGCGAUCGUUUCGAAGUCUACCUUGAUGAUUUUGUCGACCGAUGCCGAAGUCUUCCAUGCGCUGCACUGCGGCUAACCAACUCGUCCGUGUUUCUGGACACUGGUCACGAAGACUUCGGAGAAUGUCAUAGUAAGGAUCGUCUUGUUCGCAUCACCACGCCGCUGCUGGCGCUCGAUGUCAACUUCGAAAGUUUAAUGUGGGAAGCCUUUGAGUUCAGUUUGGCGGUACCAAACAACGACCAACUGGGAAUGGUGUCUGAAUGGUUCGCUGCAUUAACCGGCGAAGAAAGUAUAAAAAUGGUUUGCAAGGUUUUAUGUGAGACGCACACGAUUGAUCCUCGGCCCUGGUUGCAUUAUCGCGGGAAGAAAUGGUGCCUUGACGGUUUGAAAGGGAUCGACUUGACGAAGCUGUCCGGGAUAGCGAUGUACUUUCUCAUCGAUCGGGUAAAGCCACCUACUGUGUGUGGCGUAAAUGAUACGGAGUGAGUGCCUAGUGACUGCCUACGAUGUGUCAGCGGCGUCGAAGAACCUGCUCCCAUCCACUCGUCUGGACUGGCUAUGACAGAUUAAUGAUUUUAUUAAUUCGCCAGCGCUUGCUUUUUCGCGUGUGGUACACGAUCCACCAUGCACUGUUAAGCCUAUGAGUUUUGACCUUUCUGUUGUGUUUGUUUUUAAAAUUAAAGCAUUUUGUCUGGUUUAUCCCGUAAUGUAAAGAAGCUCUUUUGUUCCCAGGCUGA
This is a messenger RNA of Paramacrobiotus metropolitanus, 2242 nucleotides long. RefSeq lists its product as uncharacterized. The coding region runs from base 237 to 1991 and encodes 584 amino acids. Lineage: Eukaryota; Metazoa; Tardigrada; Eutardigrada; Parachela; Macrobiotidae. Gene Ontology annotation, molecular function: protein binding. The record is from RefSeq and is a predicted model, not a curated record. The transcript has 3 exons.